Molecule: messenger RNA, 594 nt
Organism: Opisthorchis viverrini
Lineage: Eukaryota; Metazoa; Platyhelminthes; Trematoda; Opisthorchiida; Opisthorchiidae
Exons: 4
Source: RefSeq, a predicted model, not a curated record
GCUCGUUUGGAGCAUUUAUCGAGAGUGAUCUUUGUUCGGAGAGACUCAAAUCCAAAUCUUGGUCACUGCAGUCCGAGUAAAACGACAAAAAUUUUGAGCGAUAUUAUUCGGAUGCUGUAUGAGCGUUCAGCUGUAGCGCCCCUUCGGUGCCUAGCUGCCGUGUCACCAGAAGGAACAACGAGGGUUGGGAUACUACCAGGUUGCCCAAGCCUAGACAGAGGCAGAGAUCGGUUUCGAACCACCGACCUUCCUGUCAGUAAUCUUGCGCUCCAACCACUGAGCAAUCUCGCCCCAAUGCUGUAUAAGCGGCCAAUCAAUGUCAGUGGGGUUCGUGCAGUCAGUUUCUUUCCAAAUUGUCUGAUUGAGCGGUCAUGUACUGUCCACCUCUUGGUCGCUUCCACUCAGUUGGACGAGAAGAGCCCUGCUAACCAGACAGUCCCCUGGCAUCUGUUAAACGCUUUUAUGAAGGAAACUACCCACAAGGUUGCUGAAAACUGUUCGACAGCCCACGACCGGUUUCGCCCUUCUUGGGGCUCAUCAGGUAGGCACAGUCCCCGAGUUUCCGUCAACCUUAUGUUCUACUUGAACCCUUAG